This is a messenger RNA of Lodderomyces jiufengensis, 3600 nucleotides long. RefSeq names its product rRNA-processing protein (gene UTP22). The transcript has a single exon. The record is from RefSeq and is a predicted model, not a curated record. Gene Ontology annotation, biological process: rRNA processing; tRNA export from nucleus. Lineage: Eukaryota; Fungi; Ascomycota; Pichiomycetes; Serinales; Debaryomycetaceae. The coding region runs from base 1 to 3600 and encodes 1199 amino acids. Gene Ontology annotation, cellular component: CURI complex; UTP-C complex; small-subunit processome.
AUGGGCAAAAGAAAAAUAAGUGAUAUCAAGAACGAGGCAAAACCCUCCAAGUUCAACUCAAAGGAAUAUAGUAACGGUCAUUCUAAUGGGACACAUUUAAAUUCCAAUACUUCAAAGAAAAGUGAACAAGUAACAGAAAAGUCAGAGGAAACAGUAGUAAACGAUGAAUUAAAGAAAAAUGGCGAUGAAAGUGAAGAAGAGGAUGUUGAUGAUGAUGAAGAAGACGAAGAAGAAGAAGAAAUAGAAAAUUCCGAACCAAAACCAAAAAAAGCUAAAAAGGAAAAUUUAACAGCACAAGAAAUAAGAAUAGCUAGAGAAACUGCUGAACUAUUCAAGUCAAACAUCUUUAAACUUCAAAUAGACGAGUUAUUAAAGGAAUUGAAAGUAAAGAAAAGCCAUGAGGAAAAAAUGGAAAAAGUAUUAAGAAGAUUACACGAUUUAAUAAAACAAAUACCUAUAAUUGAAAAUUUAUCUUUAUCUCAAGCAGAAAAUUUAUUUAAUCCAAAAAAAAUUGUAAUCCCAUUUCCAGAUCCAAAGCCAACCAAUGUGAAAUAUACUUUUUCAUAUCUACCACCAGAAGAUUUAUCAUUAGUAGGAUCGUAUGGGUUGAAAACUGGUAUAAAUCAAGGACUGAGUAUAGAAGUCGCCAUGACCAUGCCGUCAAGCUUAUUCCAACCUAAAGACUAUUUAAAUUACAGAGCUUUAUACAAAAGAUCAUUUUAUUUGGCAUAUGUAGCUGAACAUUUGAUAAGUUUAACAAAAAAGAAUAAUUUACCAGUUAAAAUCGUUUACCAUUAUCUAAAUGAAGACAUAUUAAAUCCUGUACUAAAUAUUGAAAGUAUUCAAACCGAAAACAAAGACGACUUAUCAUUUUAUAAAAUAAAGUAUACCAUAAAUUUACUAGCAGCAUUUCCAUUUGCCUUUUUUGAUGGGAAAAAAUUACUACCUGAUAAAAAUUGUAUCAGAGUAUCAAAUAAUAUAGAGGAACAACCACCAACCACUUUGUAUAAUUCAAGCAUUUUAACCCAAUCUUCAUAUGAUUAUUAUUUAAAGUAUCUAUAUACAAUGAAGAAAGCAACAGAAGCGUUCAAAGAUGCAUGUAUAUUAGGAAGACUUUGGCUACAACAAAGAGGAUUUGCAUCAUCAUUUAGUAAAGGAGGUUUUGGACAUUUCGAAUUUGCAAUACUACUUGGUGCACUUCUACAAGGUGGAGGAGUAAAUAGCAACAAAAUUUUAUUACAUGGUUUCUCAUCAUAUCAAUUAUUUAAAGGGGCUAUACAAUAUUUGGCAACAAUGGAUUUAAAUAAGGGAUAUUUGUCAUUUUCGUCUUUAAUUGGAGAAGAAAUUCCUUCAAAAUAUAAACCAGAUGGAUUUAAUGUUCCCACAAUAUUUGAUAAAAAUACAAAAUUAAAUAUACUAUAUAAAAUGACUACUGCAUCCUAUGAAGAACUUAGAUCAAAGGCAAAUCAAACUUUGGAGUUGUUGAAUGAUGUGAUUAAAGAUCGUUUUGAUGCCAUUUUACUUCAAAAAUCCACACAACCAAACCUUAAAUACGAUUUAGUUUUAACAUUAUCCGUGCCUGAUGAAAUACUUGAUAGUUUUGGGGCUUUUGAAAAAAUCACAUUCAUAACAUUUAAUAAUUAUUUUAAACAUAAAUUAUACAAUUUAAUCAAAACAGCGUUGGGAGAAAGAGCAACAUUGAUAAGAAUAGAAAAUCAAAAAGUUAAUAGUACAUUCCCAAUUCAAAAAAGAAAACCAAUUAGUGCUGGAUUAACCUUUAAUAUCGGAUUGCAAUUAAACUCUGAAGAAUCAGAUAAAUUAGUUACAAAAGGUCCAAAUAAUGAAGACAAAGAAAAUGGAGCAAAAUUUAGAUCAUUUUGGGGUUCAAAAGCUACUUUAAGAAGGUUUAAAGAUGGUUCAAUACAAAAUUGUGUUGUUUGGCCUUCAUCAGAUAGAGAGCCAAUAGUUGUGUCUAUAAUCAAAUACGUUUUGGAUUUACAUGUCCAUACAGACUUAUCUCAAUCACUUCAUACAGAAUGUGGACUUUUUGAUAAAAUAUUACCACUUUCAUUACUACCAACCGCAUCAAAUCAAACAAUCAAUUCAUUGCAUAGUUUUUCAAUAUUAAGAGGCUCAUUCGAAAGUCUAAGCAAGACUUUAAUGAAUCUUGACUUACCAUUAAGUGUCAAAUCAAUUAUGCCGGCAUCUUCUUCUUUAAGAUAUUCAUCAGUUUUACAACCUGUACCAUUUGCUGUUUCAAAUCCUGAUUUCUGGAAUGAUUGUGUACUUCAAUUUGAAAUAUCAAGUAGAUGGCCAGAUGAAUUAAUAGCAUUAGAGAAGACUAAAACUGCGUUUUUAUUGAAAAUGGCUGAAUUGUUAAAAGAUACUAAUUACACAACAACGAUUGUAAAUGAUGAUGCAAUUCCAUUCAAUAAAGAUGUAAAAUCUCUUAAUAUAUUAACACCAGAGGGUUUUGGAUUCAGAAUAAGAAUUUUGACAGAAAGAGACGAAUUAUUAUAUUUAAGAGCUGUUUCAAAUGCCGAGAGUCAGAAAUCAAUUGCUCAAAAUGUUUAUUUAUCAUUUGUAAGAAAUUAUCAAGCAUCAGUUAAACAUACUAGAACCGUUACACUGUUAGCACAACAUUUUCAUUAUUAUUCACCAACUGUAAGAUUAUUUAAACAAUGGUUAGAUUCACAAUUAUUAUUGAACCAUUUCACAGAUGAAUUAAUAGAGUUGUUAGUAUUGAAAUCAUUUGUUGAUUCAGCCCCAUAUUCUAUUCCACAUUCAGUUGAAAAUGGAUUUUUACAAGUACUUUCAUUUUUAGCACAUUGGAACUGGAAAGAAGUACCAGUAAUUCUUGACUUAGUUAAAAGUAAUGCAAUAGAUGACGGAAUUCAUAGUGAUAAAUUAAGUAUACAAACUUAUAGAAUUAUAGAAGAGAACUUCAAUAAAAUUAGACAAUCAGAUCCAUCAGCUAUCAAAACUCAAUUUUUUAUUGGUUCAAAAGAUGAUCCUUCUGGUAUUUUGUGGUCAAGUGAUUUAACAUUACCCAUAGCAACAAGAUUAACUGCAUUAUCAAGAGCAACAAUGAACUUAUUUUUAUCACAAGGUAUAAAUGAAUCUUCAUUAAAAUUAAUUUUUCAACCUGCAUUAAAAGAUUAUGAUUUUGUUAUAAAAGUAAAAUCUCAAAAUUUGACUAUUUCAUCAGGGAUAUUACCACCAAAUACUUUCAAGAAUUUAAUUCAACCAUUAACUUCAUUCCCAGAAGAUAUAACUUCGAAAUACGAUUUAUCUCAAUUAUAUACAGAAAAAUUGAAUGAAUAUUAUGGAAACAAUAUCAUCUUUUCCAGUAAAAAAUUCAUAUGUUUAAAUAAUACAACAAAAGAUGAAAAUGAGAACCUUAUAGGUGGAUUAUUUGUUCCUUCAAGUUUAACAAAGAAAAAAUUUAGAGUUAAUUUAGGUAUGAAUAUAAAACCUUUGGAUGAUGAUAAUAAUAAUAAUGAAAAUAAAGAUGAUGUUAAAUUGAAUAAAGGUGCGAUUUAUGAUCAAAUGAAAUUAUUGGGUGGUGAAUUAGUUACUGAUUUGAGUAUUAGAAAGUGA